Messenger RNA from Panicum virgatum (switchgrass), 480 nucleotides. Its product is annotated as mRNA decay activator protein ZFP36L3-like. The transcript has a single exon. Bases 1 to 480 code for a protein of 159 amino acids. The record is from RefSeq and is a predicted model, not a curated record. NCBI's taxonomy places the organism in Eukaryota, Viridiplantae, Streptophyta, Magnoliopsida, Poales, Poaceae.
AUGCGCCCUGGCCAGGGGGCGCUGAAUGAUGGCCAGGACAUACCUCCAGGGCCAGGAGCAGGAUUCGUCGUCGGGGUCAGGUCCGGAGUGCCCCGAGCAGCAGGUCUGGCUCCAGGGGCCCCGGGGAAGAUGGAUCCGGCGACCGGGGGGGUGGCGGCAGCGCCCUUGUGCAGCCACGCGCCGGGGGCGGCAGCCUGCGCGGCGCGCGCGGCGGGCGCGACGGACUGCGCGGUGUGCACCCGCGCGACGAGCGUGGAGGGUGCGACGGCGGCGUGCGCGGCGUGCGCAGCGGUCUGCUCGAUGGCAGCAAGCGCGUCGCGCUCACGUCACAGGGCACGCCAGGCCGCAGCGGACACCGCGGGCGCGCUGUUGCAGGAGGACGCGGGCGCGGUGGCGGCGCCCUGGGGCCACGGUCGCGCCGGGCCGAGAGCAGGGGCGGCGUCGGCGACGUCCAGGAGCCACGGCCGCACCGCGCCAUGA